AUGCUCGAGGAGAACCAGCUUGAGCAGGUGUUGCUCGAGAAGCUAGGACGGCAGUCCGUCGAGGAGAGCGCGAUCAGCUAUCGGAGCUGGCGGGCCAAGACCUUCGAGGAGGUUGUUGUUAGGAAUCGACAGGCGCGCCAGCAGCAGUACUCUGCACAGAAGAAAGCAGACAAGGAGGAGGCCCUCCGCCGCGACCAGGAGCACCCGCCGCUCCGGGACUCGCAAGCAUUCAAGAUCUCUUCACGGGGCUUCCACCUACCGAUGCUGUUCGAAUUUGGAGAGCACAUUACCUGA
Symbiodinium sp. CCMP2456 is the source of this 294-nucleotide messenger RNA. The record is from the annotation of a GenBank genome assembly. Lineage: Eukaryota; Dinophyceae; Suessiales; Symbiodiniaceae.